UGCACCAGAUCAUUUGACAGGUUUUUUUAUUUUUGGAGUGUUUUGGAGCAAAUGAUAAUAAAUGGCAAAAUGAAAAAGCUAUUGUUAAGUUACUGUCAAGAAAUUAUAUAUUUAUUCCAUGAUUUUUAAAAAGAACAAAAAUUUAUUUUAAUGACAACAAAAGUAAAUCGAAAAAAUGGAAUAUGAUUAUCUGCCCUUGCAGAAAAAAAAAGACGUACAUAAUAAAUGUUGUGGUGGUAAAUUUUGGUGUAUAAAGGAUAUUUGUGGAAUUAUUUGUGCAAUAUUAACAUGGCUAUUAAUUAUUUAUGCUGAAUUUGUUGUCAUGGUUAUAAUACUCCUUCCAACAAUUAACACAUUUUAUUCAAGUGUCAAUAUGGUAAUAUUUCAAAUGCUUACAUUUUUAGCAUUUGCAUCACAUCUUCAAACAAUGUUUACAGAUCCAGGAGCAGUACCAAAGGGUAAUGCAACUAAAGAAAAAAUUCAACAAAUGGGAUUUAGAGAAGGUCAAAUAAUAUUAAAAUGUCCAAGAUGUUGUUCAAUAAAACCUGAUAGAGCUCAUCAUUGUUCAGUAUGUCAACGUUGUAUUAAAAAAAUGGACCAUCAUUGUCCUUGGGUUAAUAAUUGUGUUGGUGAAAAUAAUCAAAAGUAUUUUGUACUUUUUACUUUUUAUAUCGCUGGUAUUUCAUUACAAUCACUUUUUUUGUGUAUACAUCAAUUUACAACAUGUGUAAGACAAGAAUGGAGAGAGUGCUCGACAUUUAGUCCACCAGCAACUGUUGUUUUUUUAUUAUUUUUAACAUUUGAAGCAUUAUUAUUUGCAAUUUUCACUGCAGUUAUGUUGGGAACACAAUUACAAGCAAUAUGGAAUGACGAGACGGGAAUUGAACAAUUGAAAAAAGAAGAAGCAAGGUGGGUAAAAAAUAGUAAAUGGAAAUCAAUUAGAGCUGUAUUUGGUCGUUUUUCAAUUGCAUGGUUUUCACCAUUUACAUCACCACCAAAUGCUAAAAUUAAAUUAGACUCUUAUUUAUAUUCUGUUUAAUUAUUUAAUAGAAAUGUUGUAUAUAUUAUUUUAUUGUUGUGAAUAUUUAUACAUCAACAAAUAAAUGUCGAAAAUUAAAAAUCAUCAUCGUGAUCAAAAUGGCACGUCUACAAGAGAAAAAAAAUGAUCAAUUUAAAUAUUUAAUAUUUUUAUCAAUAUUUGUAUAUCGUGUUAAAGACCAGGCUAUUUUUUUUUUAUACUCUAAAACGAGUUAUCAAACUGAUAAUAAUAGUAGUAAUAAUAAUAAUUCAGGGAAAAGCAAUUUUUACUGUCAUCGUACCUAAAACUAAUAUGUAAAUAAUGAUAUUGAUUUUUAUUUUUUUUUAAAGAUCUAUCACGACUUUUAUACAAAUUUCGAAUUUCGAUUUUAUCAGAAUUAUUUCGAUUAAUUCACAAAUUUAUUUUAAUCAAAUGUAUUUUUACUUUUCCUCGUUUAAAAGUAAACGCAAAAAAAAAAAAUAUGUGUUAGAAAUUUAAUUAAUAGCUAAUAUUUUUAAUUUCAAUUUUAAAAAUUAAAUUAAAUCUUCCGGAUAAUUUAAAAAUUACAUGUAAUUGUUUUAUCAAUACGCACAUUGAAUUAAAAAUUUUUUCGUAACAAUAAUUUAUGUUAUUUUGUAGAUGAAAUAAUAUGUUUUAAUAAAAUGUGCAAUUUGUGUGAUAACUAUUAAACUAUAAUCGUAAAAAAAAAACAAAAAAAACUCAUGAAAUUCUAUACAAAUAAAAUCAAAGAAAAAAAACAAAUAAUUAUAUUAAUAAAAACACAGUAAUUGUCUUUUAAUAAAUAAAUAAAUUUAUAUAAAUUAAACCAGGAAGUAUUGUGAAUAUUAAUUUUUUUAAUAAAGUCAUAAAUAUAAGUAUGCCUUCGAGGGUAAUAAUGAUCAAGAAUGUAUCUCAUGUUUUCUACGAAAAACCAGAAUUCAAGCUUUCGCCUUCAAGCAAGCUGAAAAUAAUUUAAAAAAACGCAUCAAAGAGAGUAAAUAUAUCUUGAUACUCUUGUUGAAAACUUUCAUUUGCUAUUUUUUUUUAUAUUUUUAUU
Molecule: messenger RNA, 2075 nt
Organism: Aphidius gifuensis
Lineage: Eukaryota; Metazoa; Arthropoda; Insecta; Hymenoptera; Braconidae
Product: palmitoyltransferase ZDHHC3
Exons: 6
Coding region: 176-1039 (287 amino acids)
Biological process (GO): protein targeting to membrane; peptidyl-L-cysteine S-palmitoylation
Cellular component (GO): Golgi apparatus; endoplasmic reticulum
Molecular function (GO): protein-cysteine S-palmitoyltransferase activity
Source: RefSeq, a predicted model, not a curated record